AUUCAGGUAUAUAAACACAGUGCACAUGACAAACAAUCAGUUUUAAAAAACUGUAUUGGACAAUACGUUUUAAACCAAAAUCAUUGUGUGUGUCAAAUAAACAAAUCGGUAGUUUAAUAAUUUUCAUAAAAAAAUUAUAAAUCAAAAACAAUGGUUGUUAAUACGGUAACAAACGUGUUUUAUUUAAUUUUAUUUAUAAGUGAAUUUAAUGUGGUAUGUAUGAGCUUAACUUGUUCGGGGUGCGGCCCCGGCUUUUAUUGUUCAACCGACGAUGUUUGCCUACCUUGCGAAGAUGGCUACUACAAACCUGGGUUCAAUACAGGCAGCUUCUGUUACCCGUGUAAGACAGAUUGUCCAGGAAAUACGCUAGUUGAAGAGAGAGAAUUUAUAUCUAAAAAGUGUUCAAAAGUUGAAGACAGUGUGUGUAGUUGUAAGCACGGUUAUUACCGCGAACCAGACAUUAAAUUUAAUGCUCUCUGUCUUAAAUGGACGGAAUGUGCUGUUGGUUCUGGAGUAACUAUUCCAGGCACAGAUAUAAAAGAUGUCGUUUGUGAACCAUGCGAGGCAGGGUUUACCUCCGAUAAUAAAUCAUCGACAGAGCCAUGCGUUAAGAAAGAAGAAGGAGGAGGAGGUCUUUCCGGAUGGGCGGUAGCUGUCAUCGCUACAUUCUGUACAAUUAUUGUCAUCGGACUAAUUGUUGGGGCACUAAUAUGGAUCUUUCGGAAUAUGAAAAGAAACCGUUUACAUUUGAAAAACAACAUAAGAUUCUUUUCACGUAGGACAGGUGAAACACAUCUGCUUAAGAGCAUAGACGAACUUAGAUUGAGUAAGCUGUCGGAAGAGAUGGUCACUGGAGAUUGGGAGAUGUUUUUUCGGCGACUGUUUGACGAAGAACCAUCGGUAUCCAGUCCAGCUGAAAAUGUUAGGACCGAGUAUGAAACAAAACCCGUGAAGGAGAAGAUUUACCGAUGUCUAAAACUUUGGAUCCGUGUACAGGGCAAUGAAGCAACCAACGCUCGUUUUGUUGCAGCAUUGCGGGAUUGGAGGCCCGGACAACAGUCUGAGGAUAUCAUAAGAAGAUAUUUUCCUUAUAAUAUAAAUAGCGUGAUAACUGACGUUUAAAUUAAAAUAUGAUAUAAUAUAUAAUAUGAUAUGACCUAUAAAUAAACAGCGUUACAAGCAGAACAUAGUUAUACAUAGUAACAUGUUUAAUUAUUCAUUAUUGCGUUAUAUGACUUGUUGUUUAUCGUUUUUGAUGAUAUUUGUAUUAUAGUAUGUAUACAUGUGUGAAUUGUGUAAAGUUGUCUGUCAUUAUGGUUUAUUUUAGAAGGCCAUACUAAAAAUAUGAUGUUUUAUAGUUGACACAGUAAUUAUGUAAUAAUGUGUUACUUUCUUUAAAUAAAGAUGUUGUUAUUAUUAUUAUUAUUAUUAUUAUUAUUAUUAUUAUUAUUAUUAUUAUCCAGUCACGAGUAGUCAAAAAUUGCUUGUAUUGUGUAUAUAAUUCUGUGAUUGUUUUGUAAAUCUAUUCUAUAUUUUUUCAUGAUUUUUAUUUAUUUUUUGUAUUUUUUUUUUUUUUGUAAGAUUUGUUUUGAUUUAUGUAUGUUCCCAUUCACACGUCGAUCAUUCUCGUACACCAGCGUGAUGAGGCUAUGUGUUUAACAUAACUAUCAAACCUCUGAUGAAUAAGAAUGAUGUACAUGACUGUAUAUAUAUAAAUAAAACAUGUAACUU
This is a messenger RNA of Mya arenaria, 1731 nucleotides long. Its product is annotated as tumor necrosis factor receptor superfamily member 14-like. Gene Ontology annotation, biological process: signal transduction. NCBI's taxonomy places the organism in Eukaryota, Metazoa, Mollusca, Bivalvia, Myida, Myidae. Gene Ontology annotation, molecular function: protein binding. The transcript is spliced from 7 exons. The record is from RefSeq and is a predicted model, not a curated record. The coding region runs from base 151 to 1122 and encodes 323 amino acids.